AUCCAUAUAUGUGUCAUAUAUGGAGCUGAUUUCUUCAUAUACGAUGCUGGUUUGUACAUAUAUGAAGCAUAUAUGGACCCCAGGUCGUCAUAUAUGGGAAUUACCCCAUCAUAUAUGCAUCGUAUAUGAAUCAUAUAUUCACAUAUAUGGAACAUAUAUGAGUCAUAUAGGAAACAUAUAUGAUCAUUUUCUCGCGGGAGAUCGCUCCUAACUCCCCUCGGGAAAAAUUUAUUGCUGCAUCUGACACUUGCAAGCCUAUCAGUGCCCGCCUUGGUGAAUGUAGCACCCAACAGUUUCAUGAACGCCAUUUGAUCCUCAAAACUCUAUUUAAGAUGUGGUGUGAAGGCAAAGAGGUCGUGUUGCUUGAAAAGUCAAGUAAAUUUUUCACCGAAAUGUCUAAGUUUCAGUUAGUAAACAAAACUGUGUUUACAUUACUUUUUUUAUGACAAGAGACGAAUCCAUCCCCCUAUUCCCUCACUCCAUGUGUUGUGGAAAUUUUGAAGACAAAUGGAAUGACUGGUGCAAACUCCUCAGCUCUUGAAAACGCUGGUCUCGAAACAGCUGUUAAAGACAGUCAGGAUAGAACUCGAGAAGAGGCAGUUGUCGGAAGGGAUGGUAUAGAAAAAGCGGCUAUAACUGGAGAUGCAGAUGUCGAAACAGAUGUUAUAGACAACGAGGAUAGAACAGAAAAAGAGACAGAUGUCGACAGGGAUGGUAGAGACAUAGAUAGUGGAACUGAAGAGGAAGAUGUUGACAUGUAUGGUAAAGACAAUGAGGAUAGAACAGAAAAGGAGGCAGGUUUCGAAAGGGAUGGCAGAGACCCUACGGAUAGAACUUUAGAAGCGACGGAUUCAGAAGAGAGGGACACGAGAGAUGAAGACACUGCAAUUCCAGUCAUAGUUAUUGGUAAGUAGUGGAGGUGGUUCAUUUGAAGUGUUGAGCCAAUCCUAAAAUCUAAGUCUAAUUGGGCUGGUAUUAAAGUAACUCCAUUGUUUAAA
Frankliniella occidentalis (western flower thrips) is the source of this 998-nucleotide messenger RNA. RefSeq lists its product as uncharacterized. The record is from RefSeq and is a predicted model, not a curated record. Lineage: Eukaryota; Metazoa; Arthropoda; Insecta; Thysanoptera; Thripidae. The coding region runs from base 513 to 914 and encodes 133 amino acids. The transcript has 2 exons.